GGGCGUGUUUUCGACCAGCCGUAAAGCGCCAUACAGGAAGUCAUUUACACGGCGUACUGCUCUUGUUUUGACACUUCAAACUAAGCGUUUACACAUAGGAGUGCCCCUCUUUGUUAUCUGGUUAAAGUUGUAGGGAAGGAGUUUUAAAUCUGAGUGACCGAGCUGAGCAAAGCAACAUUGACUUGAGCUGUGAAGGUAAAAACAGCCAGUCAGAAAAUGCAAAAGCUGUGAGGUUUCUUUUAGCUGCAAGCUAACAGAAGUGUUUACAGCCCAUGAGUCGCAGCAGGAACCCUCCUCCCCGGGGUCAAGGGGCAGCCAGAGCCAAACAGAUGGGGCUUCUUCUCGACCUUACCCCGGACGCAGGGAUGGACGAUGAUGGAAAUGACGAGGACCUGGAGGCAGAGCUCCUCAGUUUAGUGGGAGGAGGAAAAGGAGGGAGACCACAAGGGAAGAAAGGGGACGGAAGAUCUCCUGUUCCAAUGUCUGAAAUUGAGCGCAUGGCGGCUCUGUGUAUGAAAGAUCUGGAUGAUGAGGACAUGGGAGACGAAGAUUUGGAUGAUGAAGACCUGUUGGCAGAAUUAAACGAAGUGUUGGAGGAUGACGAGGCGGCCACUCCUGCUCCAACGCGUCCCGCCGUCACUCCCACUGUUCCUAAAGCGAGCGUCUCUUCUCCCAGCGCUCCCAGCAGAGCGUCAGGGUUGGAGUCUCGCCUGUUGGAGCGCCUUGAUAUGUAUCAGAAGGCUACAGCCAAUGCCAAGGCUGCAGGCGAGACUAGUAAAGUUCGAAGAUAUGACAGAGGGUUGAAGACGUUGCAAUCCAUGUUGACGUCUGUGAAAAAAGGGAAGCCAAUCAAUGAAGAGGAGAUUCCUCCUCCGGUUGCCAUUGGCGCAAAAUCAAAUGGUCCAGCCGAGCCUGAACCCGUUAAGGAACGAGAACCGCCUGCGCUGAUUCCCUCCACUCCUUCUAAUCAGAAACCAAUGAGGGAGCCGGCGCCAGAAACUCUGAACACUAAACCUAGACAUCUGACCCCUCCCCAAAAACCAGCUGCUGCCAUCACCCCAGAAACGCCUGCGAUUUCCCCCCUGACGCCCAGUCAACCUGACGCCCAGCACUCAGAGCUGAAACAGGCAGUGCUGUCCAGACAGAGGGAGUAUAAGAUGGCUGCCAUUCAGGCCAAGCAGAGCGGUGACAUCAACCUGGCCAAACAGCACUACCUCACUGCCAAGAAUCUCGACUCGCUGGUGGAGGCUGUGGACCGAGGGGAACCAGUGGAACUGAGCUCGCUACCCUCCCCUCCAGGAGAUGCAGUGGAGCAGCAGAGCGCACCUGUUCCUCCUCAGACUUCUGCCAAACCUGCUGCUGCUCCUGCUGCUCCUGCACCCACCCAGAUAGCCACCAACAACCUUCCUGCUCCCAGCAGCGUGGCAGAGGCCCUGAAGCAGAGGAUGGACUUUUACAAGCAGGCAGCAGAGGGAGCCAAGAGCAAAGGAGACGAUCGGAAAGCUCGCAUGCACCAGCGGAUUAUUAAGCAAUACCAGGACUCCAUCAAAGCUCACAGCGCAGGCCGACCUGUCAACCUGAAUGAUCUGCCGGUGCCUCCUGGCUGUCCUCCUCUCCAGGGCUCAGAGGGGAGUCAGCAGAACCUGAUAGGUGUCCUGGAAACGGCUAUGAAAAUAGCGAAUCAGGAUGCCGACGCAGAUGAUGAUGACGAUGAUGAGGAUGGACAGAAAGAGGCUGCCAAGCCUGCAGUGCGUCCACCUGUGCAGAAAGCAAAGUCUCCAGCUCCCCCAGUCCCUGCAGGAUCCUCGGCUCCAAAACUGGGACUGAAAGCCCAGCAACAGGUAGACUUCCUGUUGCUAAGACGACAGGCCUUUUUGCGUGCAGCUCUUCGCUCCAAACAGAUGAAGGACAUGACUGGAGCAGCACAGCACCUCAGACAUGCCAAAGGACUGGAACCCAUGGUUACGGCUGCAAAGUCUGGCCUUCCUGUUGACAUCACAAAGAUUCCAAGCGCUCCGGUGAGUGAGGAGGAUUAUUCCCUGAGCCGUUCCCGGGCCUCUCCUCGCUCCAGUGAAAAAUACCAAGCACUCAUGGAUCUCCUACGAAAGCAACACGAGAAAUGUUUGGACCUCUCUCAGCAAUUCACGCUCAUGGGCAAUGUAGGCGAGGCUUUGAAGUCUGAGAAGCUGGCUGAGGAGACUAUGAAGUACAUAGAGCUGCUGAAGAAUGCCCACGCCAAGGGCCACCCGGUCCCCAAGUGCCUCACCCAGGAGAGAACCUUCAACUCCGCAAAGAUCAACUCCAACCUGUCUCCCAGUGACCUGGUACUGUACAUCAUCCGAGGCAUCAACUUGCCGGCUCCAUCAGGCGUCUCUCCUAAUGAUCUGGACGCCAGCGUAAAAUUCGAAUUUCCCUUUCCCAGCUCGGAGGACGCCCAGAGGGACAAAACCGGCACGGUGAAGAACAGCAGCAGUCCAGAGUUCAAAGAGCAGUUCAGACUCAACAUUAACCGAACCCACAGAGGAUUCAAACGGGUUGUUCAAUCCAAAGGCAUCAAGUUUGAAGUCGUCCACAAGGGAGGUCUGUUCAAGACGGAUAGAGCAGUAGGCACUGCUCAGCUGAAACUAGAGGCUCUAGAGAACCACUGUGAAAUCAGAGAGAUCAUAGAAGUGAUGGAUGGCCGUAAAGCUACCGGCGGGAAGCUGGAGGUGAGGGUGAAGAUCAGAGAGCCUCUCUCAGGAGUGGACCUGCACCCGACGACGGAGAAGUGGUUCGUUCUGGAGCCGGUGUCGCCGCUUUCUCCUCCAGAGAGGCAAAAGGAGCGAGCUCCAGCUCCUCAGUCGAAACCCAAACACGAGUCGAGCGGCAGAAGCAGUCGCCCCGACGGCUCUCCUCCUCAGUACAAACUCCACAGCUUCAGCCUCCUCAACUACGACAAGGAGCGGCUGGAGAGGAAGAUUGCAGAUUACCGGAAAAACCAUCGCGAUCCCCCAUCUGACCUCAUUCAUCAACACAAAGAGGUCACGCACAGGCUGCGCUGGCAGAAAGCUCAGCUGGAGCGAGCCUCUCCUGCUCUGCUGACAGAGUAUGAACACGUGCUGCUGCGCUUCGUCCAAGGACUUUCUGAGUCUGUGAAAAAAUACUCCAGCCAAGGCAACAGGGAAGCCGCAAAGGAUGCCCUGGGAAGGAUGAAGAUGGUAGAGAGUGAGCUGGAAUCCCUAAAACGAAAACGCACAGGAUGAAAGAACAGUGAGGUGGAGACUUGGCUGCAGUACUGUUAUCUCUCUCAUUCACACUCUCAUACCGAUGCUACAGAACGCACCUUGAGCGUGACGAUGUUGUGUCCAAGACAACUGCAUGAACCAAACCUCUCCUUCCUCUGUCUGUCUGUAUGACCUGUUCACCAUCUGGGCUGUAACUACCAAGGGAGGCGGAUUUUAAAGGAAGCAUUUAGAGGCAUGAUGGGGGAGAAGAACGUGCUGAAUUAUUUGCACUUAUUAAAAGAAACACUACAGAAAUUUGCAAUCAUUUUUGAAUGAUGUGGGAGAAAAUCUAUGUAGGGAUUUUAUGUUUUACAUAUGAUACCAGCUUUUUUUGGUGUUCUCAAAUGACCAAAAAUACAAAAAUAUAUAUUUGUGUGUGUGUGUAUGACCUGGGGUGUAUUGAACCAGUGGAUUGGGGUGGAAGUAACCCUUUCUUGCGGCAUUUUCCCUGUGUAAUGAGCUUAAUCUAAUCUGUCUGCACCAGUGUUCCCAGAUUACAGUAAUCUGUUCUGUUUGGAGUUUUCCGAUAUGGGGAGGAAAGAAAACUUGAAGGAAAAAGAAAAAGAAAACAGGGCUCCGGGGUGUCUGUGCUUACAUCCCAUAAUGAGGGAUUAGUUUGUGUGUCACCAAGAAGAUGACUAGAACAAGACGUUGAGACGGUGUUAGAGGGAGGCAGGAAGAGGAGUUUGGGUUCCUCCUCCAUCGUCUGAUGUGUUUUCAGGUCUUUUCCUCCUGUGGUUCCAGUAUGAACCCCAAAAUUAUUCAUACCUCCCAGAGAUUUAGAUCCAAAAUUAUUUUCCUUCAACCAAGGAGUUUUAAAAUACAACAAAACGGUGAAAAAAGGGGAGUAUCGAUUUCGACUAUAAUAUUUUUUUGUAUUUAAUUUACAUUUUAUUAAACAUGUCAUAUCAAAAAUUAUUUACUCCUCUCUAAAUAAUCUUUAAGAAAAAUCUUUAUGGGCUUUGCAGCAGUCAAACUCUUCUUGUACUGUAAUUUCCAUGGAUUAUUAUUGGGAUUAUUAUUGUGGUGAGCUUUAAAUCUGUGCAGUUUGAAGUCCUCCAUGCCAUCACCCUCAUUUUUUUUUAUUUUUAUCUACCUCUUUUUCUGUGUCUGUACUCUGGCUGCGGCGCUGCAGAAUGUGAAUAUUACUACCAGUCAGAAGAAGCAUGUUGGUAAAAUUUAAAUCUUGUUUAGAUCUAAAUCUGCCAGGGGUAUGAAUAAUUUUGAGCCUAGCCUUGCAUAUACUCAUCUUCAGCCUGGAUGUCAUUCAGUUUGGCAUUUUCCUGAUUUAUUUUAGUCAUUCCUUUCUGUUCUGGUUUUUAAAAACCAGAAGUUGGAAUUUGUUGUGAUUUUUUUAAAAUCUAGAAAUGGUCAGAACGUCUCAAAUAUGAAAAUACAAACUCCCCAGUUUCAUUGCGGAAAGCCUAUAUUUUAUUUUUUAUCUGGAUAUUUGACCGCUCUGCUUGUCAGAAUUGGUUGAACUCAGUUACAUUUGGUGGUUUCCUGGCUCAGACUUGCUUUAGGGCGUAGCCGCUCAUGUUCUGUAGGAUUGACGGUUUGGACCGUGCUAGAUCCUGCUUCAUCCAGUCUAAAGUCAGUUUUGAUUUGUUUGGGAUCUUUGUCCUGUUGGUUGGAUACCUGGCUGAUAACUUGAGAUAAUAACUUGUCCACUUGGGCCAGCUCUGCAUUAGGAGAGAUUUAGAUGCUGUGACUUUGAAGCAGUGGCCAGUAGUGUGGAAAGUGACACUGGUCUCUCUUAUGAUGGAGGUUCUUGGGUUGUUCCUCUACCUCCUAAAAUGUGGGUUUGGGUCAGAUGGUUAAAAUUUAGAUAAAGUUGUAUUCCAACAAGACAGUAAUGCCACAAUCACAUCAAAACUGGGUUUGAAACGCUGACAUCAAUCUUCCUGGGCGACAUUUCCAAAGCCCCAGUUUCGAAGCCAUUGAAUGUUGGUGGACUUUGCUCAAAAGCUCCUCUUGGCAUUUCCCCCAGGAAGGGCUGUCACUUAUCAAGCCAACAUUAUGCUGGACGCUUGUUGAUGGCUACAGGAAGUGCUAAAACUCAGCUUGUUUUAAACGUUGAAGCUGCAUGUUGUCAUACUUCAACCCUGGUAGACGAAUGUCCCCAAUAAGACGAGGCGUAGAAUCAAAAACUCAAAUGAAAGCCCCCUAAUUAACUGCUGGAACGGUUUUCGGAGGCUUAUCCCAGCUUGAAUGUAUUCACGCUGUCGGACAACAAUUCAUUCUUUCAGCUGUCUAUUAGAAAAUAACGAGCAGCUGCUGCAUCUUUUGCCGCUGGUUUCUGUGGUGGCGUUUUGCGAAAACCAGACCGCGUCCAGCUGAGAUCGCUGGCAGCAGCACAGCGAACAGAGAGGUCUGACCGCGGGAAGGCUUUGUGCCGGUGUGGUGAGGUAAUUGCUCAAAUAAUCCUUGUUAAAAGUCGGAGCUCGGAAAUCUCCCUAAACUUAGAUAAACGUUUUUAGUUGCAUAGUUUGAGAUGGCCAUUAAAUGACAAAAGGCAGUCUGUUCACAAAGCUGCUGAUUUCCAUUCACUCCAGGGUGUUGCAACUAACUUUACAGACAUUUAAACGCUUGUUUUGAGCCAAAUGCGACGGCGUUAAUGCUUCGCUCUCUGACGCAUGCAUGCAGUAGUGCAGUUUAAAUGCUGAUUAAUCUGAAAAGCUCUGCAUUAGGAGAGAUUUAGAUGCUGUGACUUUGACUAGCAUUAAUGCAGACUCUAUGGAUUAGCUGUGCUCCAAGGUUUUCUUUAAAGUUUUUGUAUUGCAGAAAUAAAUGAAGGAUCACCAGAUCUAACCAAAGGUCAGUUCACAGGGUCACACAUUAAGCACACAGGAACAAAUAUGUACAUACACCCUCAUAAAUGUUGUGUGGCGAGCUGCAAAGAAGCAACAUGCUUUUCUUACCAAUCAACCAGCUCCCAGCAAAGUUCUGAUCCGAUAUUUGAGCAAUUUUCUUAUCUGUACUUUUAGGAAACUUAUAAAUGGGAUACUUUUCUGGGAUGGACCAGCUUGUGAGAAAGCCUUAUGUUAAAGCUGCAAUAUGUCACUUUUAUAAAUUGUUGGUUUCUUACAUGUUUUUUUAAAGCUCUCACUAUGUUGUGACAGUAUAACAAGUGUGGAAAAUCACACUCCUUUUCCCUGCGAUCAUGCUGCCAUUUGCAGAAAUACACUGCUCUGUCAGAAACAAUCAGAGCCAGGAGGAGAAUCUUAGCGCUGUCAAUCAUACUUGUGUAUGCGCUGUUCACAACCUCCAUGUUUUUCUCUGGUACGCUACGGCUUCUUCAAAUCAGCGAACCCUGCCAUGAAUGUUCAGGCUACUUGGCAUGACCGCCAAUCAUGGCGAAUAAAUGGUUUUUCUGGAGCUGAAAGUUGUUUCUCUGCCAGUAGCGCAUUUAGAAGUGUGUACACAAAGUUGAUUGACAACACUAAAACCUUCCUCCUGGCUCUGAUUGGUCAUUUUUGUCUAGGAGUGGUUCUUUUCUUCAGACGGCAAUAGAAGGGGCUUUUUUUUUCCCCACUGAUUGCCUGUCUCAUUAUGCUGUCACGACAAAGUAACAGUUUUAACAAAUAUGUGAAACAACAUUUUGUUUAUAAAAGUUACCGUCUGCAGUAUUAACUGUUCUAAAACUAACUCCGAUGUAGUUUGGGGAUCAGUUUCCUGUUUGAACACCCAAUGAUGUCCAAGCUUCAACCCUCUAGCUGAUGAUGUGAGGUUAACGCACAAAUUACUCCAUCUGAUUUGUGCGGUACACCAAUACAACUGGGAGUGAAACAUACUCUCACCAUGAUUCUGCCGCCACCGUGCUUGACUGUUUUAAAACUAUUUAAGUAGAAUCGUAGGACAGCCUAACAAAAGUCCUGGCCCCAUCCUAUUCAAAACUGAUGAACUGUCCUCAAAAGCAGAGUCCGUGUCAAGAAAUCAACCAAUGAAACAGAGCCGUUCCUGGCACAAGUGACCUUUAUGCAGUCAGAAUGAUGCCGGAAAGUGUGCAGGACAUUCAACCGGAUAUUAGUGGUGGUGUGUGUCUGCGUGUAAAAUGUUGCUCUUGUGUGGAUUUGACAAAAAUAGUUGUUUUGAAGUUGUAUGAUGGUUUCACCGCGUUGAAAGAACUCUUCAGAUGCAUCAUUAAAAGCAAAACCUUCAUGUUUAUAUUGAGCAUUAUUUUGACCGUGACUGUGCAUUUGUAGGGUUACUGAUAGACUUGAUGCUUCACAUUUAGCAAGAAUGAGUCUCCAUACUUUGUGUGUCUGCACUGAUGCCUAUUUGUUUGGAUGUGGGAUUUAUUUUAGAAGCUUCCAUGUUGGAUGGUGGAGAUGAUAAUCUGACGUGGCGUCUGUUUCUGUUGUCUUAAAAGUCGGUGUGUCCUAAUGCUGCAACCUGAAAACGGAAUAGUAGGAGGAAACGCACACAGGAAUAUCUUCUUCAAAAUUCAUCAAUAUAAACUUUAUCUUCAUCAAGUAAUGGCAGAAAACAAAUCUAAAAAAAAAUGGAGCAGCAUACUUUUUAAAUGGUUCAUCGUUCAUUGUCCUAAACCUAGAAAUAUCCUUAACCAAAACGCAUCAACCAUCAACCAACCAUGAUGAGCUGUAGCUAAAACAGUGUUUUCUAAUUUUGCUUGAAUUCAAUCAGUGCUCAUGUAGCGCUCUGGGAAAGUCCUGAACACUAAACGGUUUUUUUCUGGGCUAAAACUGCUUUUGUUGCCUCAUUAUGGCUCAUUUACAGCUUCGUUGCAGCGUCAUGUAGCUCAGCACUUGUUUUGUUUUAUUUAUUUAUAUAGAUAAAUAGGUAGAUAUGUAUAUCUGUGUAUCUUUAACCCCAUAUUAUCCCUAACAAUCACUGCACUCCUCAUGUGACCUCCUGGCCUCUGUAGCUAUCCUGUUUUCAUGGCAACAAGCUCAUCGGCAUUCAUGGUGAUGGGACAGCAAAAAGAAAGACAUCUGUAAAAAUGUGUCCUGCUGGUGACUCACGCUCCUCUCCUGCAUUUAUACCAGGCUACACACACAUACACACACACACACACUCAUCCUUACUCUAAUUGUUUGGUCCUUCACUCCUGUUUUUAUCCCCUCUAUGUCCUAAAAGCUUGUUUCUCAUUAUGCUUUUUUCUUUUGUUAAAAUAACUGUAUGAAACAUUUUCCUCUGUUGGUAAAACCCUGAUUGUUUUUUUUUUUUUCUUUUAAGUCAUGAAUGGGCAAUCAGUACAAAUGUCAUAUUUUUUUCACUAACUAAGUUGCUCUAUUUAUAUAUUCCAGGUUUUGGUUAUCAGUGCAGCUCAAAAGUAGGAAUGUUCCUGAUUCUUCAGGCUUUAUAAUCUCAUGUAUGAGGUUGGUUUUAAAACAAAUAAAACGGUG
Messenger RNA from Xiphophorus hellerii (green swordtail), 8632 nucleotides. RefSeq names its product coiled-coil and C2 domain containing 1A (gene cc2d1a). The transcript is spliced from 28 exons. The coding region runs from base 273 to 3242 and encodes 989 amino acids. The record is from RefSeq and is a predicted model, not a curated record. Gene Ontology annotation, molecular function: DNA-binding transcription repressor activity, RNA polymerase II-specific. Lineage: Eukaryota; Metazoa; Chordata; Actinopteri; Cyprinodontiformes; Poeciliidae.